GGGGAGAACCACGGCCCUGACGGAGGGACAGGGGGGAGAAGGGAGACGAGACACAGAGCCAACCCAUGGCCACAGGUCGUGUGGUAGGGAUCCUUCAGAGGAACUGGAGGGACUAUGUUGUGACCUUCCCCCCCAAGGAGGAGACCCAAUCACAGAGCAGGAACUCCCAGCGUAUCCUGGCCACGCCCUGGGACCAACGCAUCCCCAAGAUCCGAAUCAGCACCCAACAGGCUGACAAACUACAGGAUCACCGGGUGAUAGUUCGUCUGGACUCGUGGGACAGCACCUCCCUCUACCCUAACGGACACAGUGUCAGGGUUCUGGGCCGGGCUGGGGAGCUGGAGACUGAGGUCCAAACCAUCCUCAUAGAGAACUGCAUCCACGUACCUCCUUUCUCUGAGGCGCAGCUCGGUGAGAUGCCAGUGUCCUCCCCUGAGAGCCCCUGGUCGGUAGACCCCGCUGAGGUGAUUACCAGACGGGAUCUGAGACAAACCCACCUGGUGUUCAGCGUCGACCCUCGGGGCUGUGAGGACGUAGACGACACCCUGUCCAUACGCAGCCUCCCCCCCGGCCCGCGGGGUGAGAGGUUAGAGCUGGGCGUUCACAUCGCUGACGUCACACACUUUGUUAAAGAGGGGUCCCUGACAGACCUGGAGGCUCGCGCUAGGUGAGAGGGAGAGGGGGAG
This is a messenger RNA of Oncorhynchus gorbuscha (pink salmon), 686 nucleotides long. RefSeq names its product DIS3-like exonuclease 1. The coding region runs from base 66 to 671 and encodes 201 amino acids. The record is from RefSeq and is a predicted model, not a curated record. The transcript is spliced from 4 exons. NCBI's taxonomy places the organism in Eukaryota, Metazoa, Chordata, Actinopteri, Salmoniformes, Salmonidae. Gene Ontology annotation, molecular function: RNA binding; 3'-5'-RNA exonuclease activity. Gene Ontology annotation, biological process: rRNA catabolic process. Gene Ontology annotation, cellular component: cytoplasmic exosome (RNase complex).